Messenger RNA from Neurospora hispaniola, 2512 nucleotides. Its product is annotated as heterokaryon incompatibility protein-domain-containing protein. The record is from RefSeq and is a predicted model, not a curated record. Bases 54 to 2285 code for a protein of 743 amino acids. NCBI's taxonomy places the organism in Eukaryota, Fungi, Ascomycota, Sordariomycetes, Sordariales, Sordariaceae. The transcript is spliced from 3 exons.
CCCAUCUUCAUUGUCAUAGGUACCUGGCUCACCCCAACACGACUAACCUCACAAUGGCCUCUUCCGACUUCAGACUCUGCAUUUUCUGCCGAAAGCUUGAGCCUGCCUCAACGCCGUGUCCCAAGCAGAAAUCCCGAGAUUCAGCAAAAGAGUCGGACCACUUCGGACCAGAGGAGCAGUUCAAUCAACUUUGCCCGCUCUCUGCCCAUGAUGAAAAGCUUCUCAAGCAACUCCAAGAUAAGCCCAGCUCGCUCUGCAAACGAUGCGCCGACUACAACCCCCUCAAGGUCUUCGAGCUCUCGGAGCCACUCCCCUCGGGCCUCAUUCCCGAAGACAGUGACAAAUUCAGGGACUACUUCGUCCGCCUCAAGCCCUAUGAGCUCGACCUCGGUGAACUCGGAUCGCUCACCUUGCAAGCGUCGUGCCCCUUCUGCCGGCUCGUUUACCGCAUUAUGCCCACUGAGGCCAUACGUCCCGACACCAAGGGCAUGAGGCUCACUCCCUACCCUGCCUAUGUCCGACAUGCCGGCUGGCAGUACCUUGCUGAGGAGACAAGGACUAAAAGUGCCAUCUUCUUGGGUCUGCGCCAUCUCAGCCACAUGAUCCACGACCUCCAAGUUCCUUUGCUCUUCUCAGACAAUGAACCAGGUGUGCAAAGCUCUGAAAUGACGGGCCCUGCUAUAUGCUUGGCCACUGAAGACACGUGCCAUGACCGGAAACAGUACAAUGGACGGUUGAUUGAGCCGUUUGUUGACUUUGGGUUUGCGAGGAAUGGUCUCGAUGUUUGCUGGAAAAACCACAAAGAAUACUGCAUCUCUACGAAGCCCAAGGAGUUAUUCACCACAAAGAUGAUCGAUGUCCUUGAACGCAAGGUGGUUCCCUACCCAGAGGGAUGCGAGUAUGUCGCUCUAAGCUAUACUUGGGGUGGAAUCAUGCCGGAGGAAGGGGCCUUGGAAAAGAAGACUCUGCCGCAGACCAUUGAGGACUCCAUCACUGUCACCAAGAAACUUGGGAAGCGCUAUCUCUGGGUCGACGCCCUCUGCAUCAAUCAGAAACCCUGGGACACACUCUCCGUCCAAGAGAAAGCCGAAAAAACUCAGCAACUCGCCAUGAUGGAUCUCAUCUACCAAUGCGCCACCGUAACCCUCGUUGCCCUCUCUGGCCAGAACUCCAACGCUGGCCUUUGCGGAGUCUCGCGGAAACGGGAGAUGCAACUUCAUGAGAUUAUCAACGGCCGCACGCUCUUCACCAUCCCCGCUGUCGUCGAGGACGAAAUGGCCGCUUCAGCAUGGGACACUCGGGCCUGGACCUUCCAGGAAGGCAUGCUGUCCAAGCGGUCCCUCUUCUUCUCUGACAAACAGCUCGGCAUCUCCUGCCAGCGCUUUGGAGCACCCGAUGCCUAUGAUCCCAGUUGUUACGAGCAUCUAUCGGACCGGCCCAUGGAUUUCUUUAGGCAGUUGAUGAAUGGGUUUAACCUUACUGAUACCGACAUCUCCGUAACAGACCCUCAACGCAUCCUCCUCUACACAGGUCUCAUCAUAGACUACACCAGCCGUCAAAUGUCCUGGCCUUCAGACUCCCUCAACGCCUGUCUCGGUUUGCUUUCCGCCCUCCAGCGCCAUCUCUUCCCUUCCGGAUUCGAAUGGGGCCUUCCCCUGCGCCAAUUUCCUCUCACCUUGGGCUGGUCCCACGAUUGGUCCUUUCCCAAGCCCGAGAGGCUACACAAGGACUCCCCGCCGUGGGACAUCGCCCGCCCGCAAAGGCGAGAGGGCUUUCCGUCGUGGAGUUGGUGCGGCUGGGAGGGGCACGUCACGUUCGAUCAGACCUCUUUGCUAGAUGGUUCGCUUGUGACUGCUGGUAAAGGGCGAAGAGGGAGGGACGUGAAGAGUGAUAUGGUUCCGGAGUUUGUCGGCUGCGAAGGCAAAAAACUGACCAUCAACGGCUACGUUUGCAACUUCUACAUCCGCACGGAGCCGUUUAGCGAGGCGUUCCUCAAGAAACCGGAGAAUGAGGAUGAGCAACCAUUCGGCAUCGUGUCGGAGAGAAACUUUCCUCACCCAUAUACGCUCAAGACGGGGGAGUAUGAGUGUCUGGUUGUCGAGAGAUUGAGGCACACACAAGACGAAGAGUUUGUCAAAGACACAGUGUACAUGAUUGUGUUGGAUUGGGUUAUAAGCCAGGACGGAAGGGGAGAAGUGGCAGAGAGGAGAACGUUUGUUACGGUGCAGAGUGAUGUUGAGUUUGAAAAGGUGAAGCCGGUGAGGAGGGUGGUGCACUUGGAGUAACGCCCACUCCAUAUCUUCGGCGUAAAGUUUACCCCGUGCAUGAACGAGCUGGUCCAGGCAACGACAUUAUUGUUCAUUCUCGCAACCUCGAAAUUGCAACAUCACACGGAAACUACAAUACUCCUCGGCCGACGCAGGAUCCUUCAAGUCGCAGUGUAGCAUCUUUGCUUUAUAAUGAUUCAGUUGAUUACAUAUUUUUCACGCACAUGGAAUCAUCAAGAAGUCGU